Molecule: messenger RNA, 2067 nt
Organism: Serpula lacrymans var. lacrymans S7.9
Lineage: Eukaryota; Fungi; Basidiomycota; Agaricomycetes; Boletales; Serpulaceae
Exons: 1
Coding region: 1-2067 (688 amino acids)
Source: RefSeq, a predicted model, not a curated record
AUGUCAAGGACGUUUACAAAGAUCAGGAUAACCCCCACUAUAGCAAAUUCUUCAAUACGACCAAGACGCUUUCAUGUCUCUGCACCCCAUUCCUCCGCCAUCACCCUUCCAUUACUGAGUGUCCCAGACGCGCUCUCUUUUUCCAGUAUUGCUACCUCUUCAAACAGCGCACAAGAUCUUCUUCGACAGCAGAAGUAUCAUGACCUCGAAGACAGUGUAGGGCGCGACUUUCCGAACCCCUCACGCGUCUGGAGCUACUACACCGACCUGUUGGGCUAUCUGGAGUUCGAGCAUCUACCUCUGGAGAUACACCAAGCGGUUCUCAGGAAAUGCGUACCUUCUACCAAUGUUCUACGUGGAGCUAUGGCACGCCGUAUGGCAGCUGGCAAUGCGCCUAGAAUUCCUCACAUGUACGAAGCACGGUUGAAGUCCGUCAUGCGUAACAUACGUACAACAGGCCACAAGCCAACCCUCUCAGACUAUCAUUUUAUUCUGGAGCAGUUUGCUUCAGUUGGACACUACAAAGGUGCUUUUCAGGUAUACAACGAGUUGACACUCGUAUUUGGAUUGCACCCGACACCAAAAACCUAUGGACUGUGUCUGCAAGCCAUUGCCCACCGGCUUUCUCUCCCCAUUUAUAAAUUCGAGCGAGGGCGAUUGGUGGAGGAAGCGGGAAGGAUGUCCCAGGAGCUGAUGAAGGGCAUGGCGACUUACAAGUUACCCUUCACCUCGGUAAAUCUUGAUCUUACCAUACGCGUGUUGAAGGAGAUUGCAGACGAAGAAGGUUUCAGUAGACUCAUGAAAGUUGGAUAUGGGAUUGAUUUGGACAACCCUGAUCAUCCUCCAUUGGACGUCGUUACGAGCGCGGAAGGAGUGGAAGGCCUGGACUACCGAGUUCCAUUCUCUACGGCCGCGCUGAACACCACGCUAGACAUGCUUGGACGUUUUGGGAAUGUGCCAAAGCUUGUACAGGCGUUCGAGGUGCUCACGCAGCCACUGCCUCCCCAAGCUAAUAAGCAUUUCUCGAUGGCGUUUGACGAGGAGGACGAUUUUGGAGUCAUUAACCCAGCCUCGACGCAACCGUACCAGGCACCACAUGCGGCGCCAAACACGACGACCUACAAUAUCUUGCUUAAGCACAUAUCCAGGGCAGGUCAUGCUACCUUCGCGCGUCAUUACCUAUUUCAGGCUAUGCGUCUCGAUCGACAAACGGACAGGGACCUCCGCUCGCAGAUGAGAGACUCUCUUGGCGAGGUUUUGGCACCACAUUUUACGAUCAAUAAAGGAACGAUCCUCCCUGUGUUUGGAGAGGCCAACCGAGACAAGAACUUGCAGCUCAUGCGAUGGGUUGCUUGGGUUGCUAGGCAAACUAUUCGGCGGAAGAAGAAUGAUAUUGUAUUCUACUCCCAGGUACGACAAAAUGUACAAGAGCGAGCGUUAGAAGAGGCGAGCUCCACAGUAUCAGAGUUGCCAACCUCAUCUUCCGUGCCCCAACCAGUCGGAGAGAUUCCUAUUGCUACAACAAGCAAAGCUGCCAAUUCUGCAUCCAGUCUUUCCCCAUCAUCGAGCGUUUCGUCUGGAUCGCCAUUGGCAUCUGCAAUAGAACCUCGACAAGUUCCCAAAAAGGCCAUCUCCUCAGCUCUAGAGGUUGACAUUGAUGCUCCAUGGACACCCUCACCCGCACCUAUAAAGUACUUUGACCUUGAUCUCCACCUCAGUAUUCUCCAACGGGACCUUGAACAGAUAACUGCAUUCAACCAACAUAUUGAGCUCAUAAUGUCGCGUACUACGCAGCGAGUAAAAGAGCGGCUUGGACGGCGCGUGUGGUCUGGGAAGGAUGUUUAUCUUCGCGAUAGCGGCGAACGGUCACCGAUUGCGCGUAAGACAUGGACAGAGAUCGUGAAUUUCCAACGACCACCGCCCGGGAUGAGACGCGCUCAAAUUAUGAGCAGCAGAAAUACACAGAAGGGAAAUGGAAGGAGGAUUGCUCGAUAUUCGAAGCCAGGAUGGCUUGCAAGUCAGCAAGGCCUGGCGAUGUCGUUGUAUGCCGACAGACUGGAGUCGUAA